Dermatophagoides farinae (American house dust mite) is the source of this 2849-nucleotide messenger RNA. The record is from RefSeq and is a predicted model, not a curated record. Lineage: Eukaryota; Metazoa; Arthropoda; Arachnida; Sarcoptiformes; Pyroglyphidae.
CAUAUCCAACAUAUUCAGAAUAAUAAUAAUAAUAACGAAAACGAAACUGAUUAUCUUCAUCCAAUCAUUACAUCAUUUUCAUUGGCCAAUAAUCAUCAUAGCGGUAGCUGCCAUAGAAGUAAUAUUAGAUUCGAUAAACAAAUUCAUAGUACCAGCAAAAGUAGUAAUAGUAGUGUUAGUCAUUCACCAUCAUCAUCAUCAUCACCACCACCACCACCAUUAUUAUCAUCAUUCAAUCAAACAGAGAAUCAAACAACAACAACAACAGCACAACCACGGACACAAUCACGAAAAGAACCGGAAACAACGAUCGAAAAUAAUAACGAAGACGAUAAACAGCAACAACAACAACAACAGCCGAAUGCUAUGUACUCAAGUAGCAUAUCAUUAUCACCAUCACCAACACAAACAUCGACAACCACUAACAAUACAUCCCAAUCAUCAGCAGCCAACAAUAAUUCCUCUGCCAACAUUAAUAAUAAUAAUACCAAUACAAUCACCACCCAUUCUUCUACCACUUCCACUUCCUCUUCAGUUACUUCCUCCUCAUCUUCAACAACAACAUCAUUAACGUCAUCGAUAUCAAUAAAUCGACAAUCGCCACAACAACAGCUUCCAGCAUCAUCAUCAGCGGAACAACAAUCAAAUAUUCUAAGUAUCUCAUCGAAUACGUUAUCAUCACAAUCGCAAUCACCUUCACUGACAACAACUUCGACAAUAACAAAUAGAGACCAACAACAACAGGAAGCAUUAAUAUGGUCAUCAACAGUAUCGGAUGUUACGAACAAAAACGCCCAACAACAAUACUCAUCAUCGAUAAUACCUCAUCAUACAACAACGGGACAACAACAACAACAACAUCAUCAAUUGAUUUGUCCAUCAACAACAACUCAAUUUAUAGCUAUUCCCGAUCAUCAUCCUCAUCAUUCUCAUCACCAUCAACUUCAUCGUCAUCACAAUCCACAUCCGCAUCAACAACAUCAUCAACAGCAUCAACAACAACAGAAUCCUCAAUCAAUAUCUAUAGUAACCGAAACAAUUUCAUCAACACCCUCCUCAACAACAACAUCAUCGUCAUCAUCAUCACCAUUCAUAACGAUAUCCGGUGGCCAAUUAGAUUCUAUUCAUGGAACAAUUUCCGGUGAUCCAUUAUCUGCAGCUACAAGUUAUACACAAAGAGCUGAAGCGAUAUUUGCCGGUACAUCAUCAUCGUUUAUAACGCCACAAUCAACACAUUCUAUUUAUGGUAAUACUGGGACAGGACAAAGCUGUACACAGCUACAAACUACCGAUUUAAUUGGUGGCAAUGUUCUUACAAUCAAUGGUUCAUCAUCAACAUCAGCAUCAUAUAUAACACCGUCAACAUUAACGUUAGCUGCACCGGCGGCUAUUGUUGGUGAAGAUUUAUUUAUUAGUCGGGCACCGCAACAACAACCUCCACCACCACUACCAUCUACAACAUUCCAAUGUCCAGCGGCUAGUUUUUCCACAUCAGCAGCGGCAGCCGCAAGUCUACAUAAAUAUCAUGCCACACAAUGGCCUUAUUAUACGGCAACGACAUCCACAUCAACUUGUACGCCAUCUACAUUAGAAUAUUCAAACAUUGUUGUUCCAGGAACAUCAUUAUUAACGACGGGCAAUAUCAUAUCGGUUAAACAGGAAUUAUGCGACACAGAAUCCACCAGUUAUGGUGGUUCAAAUAUUUCAACAGCUACCGAUAUUAUUAAUGUCACUGCCAAUGAUCCAUUGACGAAUUCACCAUCGUCAUCAUCUGGAUUAAUAUUGGAAAGUGGUAGCGGCACUGGUGCUGCUGAAACCGGUAGUAGUGGACGUGAAUCCCGACGAAAUUCUAAUCAAAGUUAUAGCGGAUCAACAACUAGCGGUGGUCAACAACAACCACAAGAAAGGCCAGCUACAUUGGCCGAAUAUAAUCAAUCCACAUCGAAAGGACAUGAAAUAUUAAGUCAAGCAUACCAGAAUAGUCCAAUACCGUUGAAAUUGUUGCCGGUUAAAACACGUAAAUAUCCAAAUAGACCAUCGAAAACACCGGUUCAUGAACGGCCAUAUGCAUGUCCAAUCGAUGCAUGUGAUCGUCGUUUUUCGCGUAGCGAUGAACUGACACGUCAUAUCCGUAUCCAUACCGGACAGAAACCAUUUCAAUGUCGUAUUUGUAUGCGUUCAUUUUCACGAAGCGAUCAUCUCACUACACAUGUACGUACACAUACUGGUGAGAAACCAUUCUCAUGUGAUCUCUGUGGUCGUAAAUUCGCCCGAAGUGAUGAAAAGAAACGUCAUGCAAAAGUACAUUUGAAACAAAAAAUUAAACGUGAGCGUGGAACAUCCGGAUCCGGUGGUAAUCGUAGUGGUCAACGUGGUGGUGGUGGUGUUAGUGGUCAUAGUUCAAGUUCAAAUUCUCAACAACAACAACAACAACAACAACAGCAACAGCAACAAAUAGCUCUAUCUCAACAGCAACAUACAACAACAAUGUCUUCAUCAAUCGCCUCACAAUUAUCAGCUAGUCUUUGUCCACAAUCUUCUAUGAUCACUGGUCAUCAUAGUGGUGAACAUUUAAUCGCUGGUCUUUCAUCGUCAGCAUCAACAACAUUACCACCAUUACCAUCGAUUAUGACAUCAUCAUCAACGAUUUGUGGUACACCACAAUCAUCACAAAUUAUUGGUGGUGGUACAUUGCCAACAUUACAUUAUACUCAUUCACAUCUAUAAAACAAAACAAAAAAUAACGUGCAAUUCCUCCCUCAAAUAUACCCUUCAUAUUGGAACAAAUGAGAAAAAAAAAUAAUUCAUAAAACACGCACACACACACACACACAGAGAUUCAUUAAACC